GGCGCAGAACCCCGAGACUCCGUAGCCGCUGCGAACUCUCUGGAAGAAUGAGGUCCUGCCUGCUGCCUUUGGGGCCCCCUGUGAGCCGGGACCGCAUCAUCGCCAGCUUCCCUAAGUGGUACACGCCUGACGCCUGCCUGCAGCUCAAGGACCACUUCCACGGGCAGGUCAGUGCUGCCUGCCAGCGCAGGAGCACAGGCACUGUCGGGCUCAGCCUCUCCAAGGUGGUGGUGGUUGGUGACCUCUACGUGGGCAAGACCAGCCUCAUCCACAGGUUUUGCAAGAAUGUUUUUGACUGUGACUACAAGGCCACCAUCGGAGUGGACUUUGAAAUCGAGCGCUUUGAGAUUGCUGGGGUCCCCUACAGCCUCCAGAUCUGGGACACAGCAGGGCAAGAGAAGUUCAAGUGUAUCGCAUCUGCCUACUACCGGGGUGCCAAGGUGAUCAUCACGGCGUUUGACUUCACUGACGUGCAGACUCUGGAACAUACCAGGCAAUGGCUGGAGGAUGCACUGAGAGAGAACGAGCCAGGUUCCUGCCUUGUAUUCCUUGUGGGAAACAAGAAAGACCUUCUGUCAAGGGCAGCGUGUGAGCAGGUGGAAGUGGAGGCCGUGGACCUGGCGAAGGAGAUGCAGGCGGAGUACUGGUCGGUGUCGGCUAAGACAGGGGAGAAUGUGAAGGCCUUCUUCAGCCGUGUGGCCGCCCUGGCGUUUGAGCAGUCGGUGCUGCAGCACCUGGAGAGGAGGAACAGCUCCCGGCUCCAGGUCGGCGAUGGAGAUCUCAUCCAUAUGGAGGGAAGUCCGUCCGAGACCCAGGAGAGCAAGAGGCCCUCCAGCCUGGGUUGCUGUUAGCUGGGGACUGUGA
Messenger RNA from Pteronotus mesoamericanus, 864 nucleotides. It is a transcript of the gene RAB36, whose product is annotated as RAB36, member RAS oncogene family. Lineage: Eukaryota; Metazoa; Chordata; Mammalia; Chiroptera; Mormoopidae. Gene Ontology annotation, molecular function: GTPase activity; GTP binding. The record is from RefSeq and is a predicted model, not a curated record. Gene Ontology annotation, biological process: vesicle-mediated transport. Bases 48 to 851 code for a protein of 267 amino acids. The transcript is spliced from 11 exons.